AUGCUGAAUCAAUACAGGUUGAAUGAGGCUCUUGCCAGAGAGAAGGUCAGGGCGAACAAGGAGCUGGUUAGGUUGAAUGAGCUGAAUAAAGCUCUCGGUAUUGGCUCACAGCAAAACGGAAAGCAGUUGCGAUCGACCAAAGGAUUAGUAGGAACAGUUUUUGAGGAGCAGAGGGUCUUCCUUACCUCCCCCAACUCUCCUCAUAUGGUUGAUCCUCUUGUGGGGACACGAAGGAUCCAUUUAUGGCAUGACCUUCACUUUGGCCUUGAAGAUCCUGUCUUCCAUCCGCAACCAAUCAAGCGAGGCACAGAGCAUCUGGCUCUCAUUCCCUAUUCCACCACAGACUAUUCGAGCCCCCAUCUUGUAGCUUGGAAAAUGCUAAGAGAGAUCAAUUUUGAACCUGCAGCACCAACGGACCUGUCACGAGGACUAGGAAAACUGUCCAAAAACUUACGGCGUUCAAUGCAGGAGCGAUUUCCAAUUCGGACGAAGCAGUUGAGUGAUGUUAUAAGGCUGGUGGCUGCUUCUCAAAGCGCUGGGAUAGGUUUCGACUCCAAUACCCCACCUCCAAAUGGCUGCGAUAACAGAUAUGCCCUCCCUAACCCUAAUGUCAUUGCAGGCACAGCUAAUAAGGUUACUAGUGAAGCUUCCUUGAGGACCUGGCUGAAGCUACACCCUGUUCUCCUCUAUUGGCUUCAAUCCCUGACUUUCUGCCCCUUGAGAGCAAGGGAUUGGCGAGCAGUUCUUGGGAUGGAGGUACAUGGAUUGAAAGAGAACACGCAUGCAGCGGCAGUCCAGAAAACUCAGGAGAAAAUGCUCCAGGAGUGUUUAGUAUCUGGAGAAAUGGUGGGUAGCAUCAAUCUAUUAAACCUGGCAGCAGCUCCAGUCAGAUGGAAUGGUGCUGAACUAUCAUCACUGAUUCCCAUCUCCAUUGUCAAGGAGAUUUGCUACUGGACAGAGAAGUCUUUCCAUGAUCGUGAGGUCAUGGUCAUUGGAACCAUGUUAUACUUUAGGUACAGCAUGAUUCCCUGCAGCUUGGAGCAGGGGAAGAUGGGAUUCAGCUCGAAGGACCUCAAUAUCACUGCUGGUCGUUACCAUGCCGUUUGGGGGCUACUGAUGGUCAUGAAGGGAUGGAAAGGAGGGCCUGGAGAGUUGCCACCUCGACUACAGGAUCCACUGGUAGAGCAACAGCUGGAUAUUUAG
Messenger RNA from Marasmius oreades (fairy-ring Marasmius), 1203 nucleotides. RefSeq lists its product as uncharacterized. Bases 1 to 1203 code for a protein of 400 amino acids. The record is from RefSeq and is a predicted model, not a curated record. Lineage: Eukaryota; Fungi; Basidiomycota; Agaricomycetes; Agaricales; Marasmiaceae. The transcript is spliced from 4 exons.